Molecule: messenger RNA, 1845 nt
Organism: Pyrenophora tritici-repentis Pt-1C-BFP
Lineage: Eukaryota; Fungi; Ascomycota; Dothideomycetes; Pleosporales; Pleosporaceae
Source: RefSeq, a predicted model, not a curated record
AUGAGUCGUGCUCCUUCGCGUGAGAACCUCAAGAGGAGUUCCAGCACAUCCAAAUGGUCUGAUAGUGAUCCCUUUGCGUCCAAGGCAAACUCUAUCCGAAGCAAUCCUUUCGCAACAGAGAACAACUCGGCCCGCACAUCAGUGGACAACUUGCCCCGACAACCUGCGGCUACACACGAUGGCAUGCCCCAACGGAAAGGAACAGUGCGAACUAUCGUUGACCGUAUAGUGCCUGAUGCUCUCCAGCGAAGUAUGACGAAUGCAUCUUACUUCAAGAGAAGCGAAAUGUACGGAACAUAUGAGAAGGCGAAGAAGAAGGGUGUUGACAUCCAGCGAAAGAAGUGGGUGCAGAAUACUUUCGAGGGUUCCAUCUACCUGUUCUUGGUUCUUUUCGUGUACUUUGUUCUCAUCGGCUUGCCUUUGUGGAAAGGCGCCGUUUGGUGGAUGUACUGGGUGGUACAAACCAAGUUUGUUCUACCUGGUGGAUUUGGUAUUACCCUCGGAAUCGCGCUAUUCUACGCAUACGCUCCUCUUCUCAUCCUCUUCGAGAAAGACCCUCCGCCUGCCGACACGAGUGGUGAAACCAAGAUUCAGUCCAACGUCUCAGAUACCUGCCUCAUGAUUCCAUGCUACAAGUCUGCAGGACUCAUUGCCAACACACUCGAAGCCGCUUUGAAGAUCUUCCCUCCGUCUCACAUCUUCGUCAUCGCCAACGGAAACAGUCCCACACCGCUCGACAACACUGAAGAGGUCUGUCGCCCAUAUGGUGUGAACCAUAUUUGGUCACCUAUCGGUUCCAAAAUCGUUGCUCAAUUCGUUGGCUGCUAUGCUGCAAAGGCAUUCAAGAACGUUCUGCUCAUCGACGAUGACUGCGCUCUCCCUGACAACUUCCCUGUCGUCACCGAACGUCUGACCGGCAGAGUAAUGUGCAUCGGCUACACUAUCAAAAGUGUCGGCCCCAACUCAUCGAAAGGAAACCUUUGCCAGCAGGCCCAGGAUCUCGAGUACAAGCUCAGCGGUAUUCAGCGCGAGUUUGCAGGCAAAGUCGGAUCCGCCACCUUCCCUCACGGCGCCAUCUCACUUUGGGACCGUGAACUUCUCGUUAAGACCUUCCAUGAACACCCGGGCUUCAGCGUCUCUGAGGAUUGGUUUUUUGGUCACGUCGCCCGCAAACUGGGAUCGCGCAUCAAGAUGUGCUCGCACGUCUUUGUCGAAACGGAAACCCCGACCGCAGUCUUCAUCUCCAGCGGCGGCUCGCGCGGUGGCUUCGGCGAAAUGACAAUUUUCAGCCAACGCUUUAAGCGAUGGAACUUCUUCUUCGUCAACGGAAUGUACUACAACAUGGCCUACAUCUUCGGUAGCUGGAAACUCGGGUGGUGGGAGGUCGGCGCAAAGAUUUUCGUCUUCCAAGAAGUCUACGAAACUCUCCUUUACCUACUCACGCCAUUCAUUCUCCCCAUUUCCUUUAUUGUGCGUCCUUCCUUCUGUGGUUACCUCCUCGCCGCUACAAUCGUCAUGUACCUCAUCAACGUCAUCAUCUUCAACGAGGUUCACCUCCGCAAGAAGAACGAGCGCGUAGGCUGGCAGCUCAUGUACGUGUACUACCUACCGUACAAGAUCGUCUUGACCUUUGUCAACGUCGCAAGCUGCUACUGGUCUCUCUACAAGUACGCCCGUUACUUCGCAAAGCGUCAUCCCAAGGUCAUCGAAGACGAAAAGGCCGUCGAGUGCGUCAUCCGUCUCGAAGAGGAACAAGCUUGCGGUGUUGGUCGUCGCCUUACUGUUCGCACGGUUGGACAGAGAGGCCGUGGUAACUCUGAGGACGACGAGUCGCCCGAGCAGUGA